CAAGUCUCUCCCUCAACAAGAAGAAGAAGAAGAAGAACCUACUCUCCUUUUGAGGGACAAAAACCUACUCUCCUCUUCCUCUCACUCCUCCUCCGCGGUGUCAAUAUACUUAUGGCCACGACGAGUGCGUGUCCGACACCGUCGACGGUGACGUCGAAUGGGUCGUGGGACGGGGACAACCCACUGCACCACGCGCUGCCGCUCAUCAUCCUCCAGAUCUGCCUGGUGGUGGUCGUCACCCGAGCCCUCGCCUUCGUCCUCCGCCCCCUCCGCCAGCCCCGCGUCAUCGCAGAGAUCAUCGGCGGCAUACUGUUGGGGCCCUCAGCGCUGGGCCGCAGCACAAGGUUCACGGAGAACGUGUUCCCGAAGCACAGCAUGACGGUGCUCGACACCGUGGCCAACAUCGGCCUCAUCUUCUUCCUCUUCCUGGUGGGGCUGGAGCUCGACAUCCGGGCCAUUCGCCGCACCGGCAAGGGCGCCCUGGCCAUCGCCCUCGCCGGCAUCUCCCUCCCCUUCGUCCUCGGUGUCGGGACCUCUGUCGUCCUCCGCUCCACCAUCGUGAAGGGCACCCGCCAGGGCCCCUUCCUCGUCUUCAUGGGUGUUGCCCUAUCUAUCACCGCCUUCCCUGUCCUCGCCCGUAUCCUCGCCGAGCUCAAGCUCCUCACCACCGACCUUGGCCGCAUGGCCAUGUCCGCGGCCGCCGUCAACGACGUCGCCGCCUGGAUCCUCCUCGCCCUCGCCAUCGCCCUCUCCGGCAACGGCUCCCCGAUCGUCUCCCUCUGGGUCCUACUCACUGGCAUCGCCUUUGUCACCUGCGUCGCCGUCUUCCUCCGCCCCGUGCUCGCCUGGAUGGCCCGCCGCUCCCCGGAGGGCGAGCCCGUCAAGGAGUCCUACAUCUGCGCCACCCUCACUCUCGUUCUCGCCGCAGGAUUCACCACCGAUGCUAUCGGCAUCCACGCCCUUUUCGGCGCCUUUGUGGUGGGCAUCGCCGUGCCCAAGGAUGGGCCCUUCGCGGGGGUGCUCAUCGAGAAGGUGGAGGACCUGGUGUCCGGCCUCUUCCUCCCGCUCUACUUCGUCUCCAGCGGCCUCAAGACUAACGUCGCCACCAUCAAAGGCGGCCGCUCAUGGGGCCUCCUUGUCCUCGUCAUCACCAACGCCUGCCUCGGCAAGAUCGUCGGCACCAUCAUAGCGUCUGUCGUCGUCAAGGUCCCCAUACGCGAGGCCGUCACCCUCGGCUUCCUCAUGAACACCAAGGGACUCGUCGAGCUCAUCGUCCUCAACAUCGGCAAGGACCGCAAGGUGCUCAACGACGAGACGUUCGCCAUCAUGGUGCUGAUGGCUUUGUUCACCACCUUCAUUACCACUCCCAUCGUCAUGGGCAUCUACAAGCCUGCCCGGCGAGCAGCGCCCUACAAGCACCGGACGGUGGAGAGGUCGGAUAUGGACAGCGAGCUCCGCGUCCUUGCCUGCUUCCACGGCAGCCGCAAUAUCCCCACCAUGGUCAACGUCAUCGAGUCAUCCCGCGGCACCCGCCGUCGCCGCCUUACCGUGUAUGCCAUGCACCUAAUGGAGCUCUCGGAGCGGUCGUCAGCCAUCUCCAUGGUCCACAAGGCCCGCCGCAACGGCCUACCCUUCUGGAACAAGGGGGGCAACGCCGAUCAGAUGGUCGUGGCCUUCGAAGCGUACCGGCAGCUCAGCGCCGUCACCGUACGCCCCAUGACAGCCAUAUCCGACCUCGACACCAUCCACGAGGACAUCGUCACCAGCGCUCAGCAGAAGCGCGCCGCCCUCAUCCUCCUCCCCUUCCACAAACUGCAGCAGAUCGACGGCACCUUCGAAUCCAUAGGCCACGCAUACCAUCUCGUCAACCAGCGCGUCCUCCGCCACGCACCCUGCUCCGUGGCCAUUCUCGUGGACCGCGGCCUCGGCGGAACCACUAAGAUCACCUCCAACGAGGUAUCCUACACAGUCGCGGUCCUCUUCUUCGGCGGCCCCGACGACCGCGAGGUCCUAGCCUACGGCACGCGCAUGGCGGAGCACCCGGGCGUUUCCCUCAUGGUUCUCCGCUUCCUCCCGGCCGCUACAGUGGACCAGGAUGAGCUUGCCAAAGAUGAGGCCUGCAUCUCCAACUUCAGGGCCAAUUUGCCAUCCUCGUCGGCACCCGAUGGGUCGGUCAAGUACGAGGAGACAUCGUCUUCGGACAAGGCGGGAAUCAUAGCGGCCAUCAAGAACUUAGGCCGGUGCAACAUCUUCAUCGUGGGCCGCUCGCCGCCGGCGGUCGCCCUGGUCGAGAAGAGCGACUGCCCGGAGCUGGGACCCGUGGGGAGCUACCUGGCCGCCUCAGAGUUCUCGACCACAGCGUCGGUGGUUGUGAUCCAGAGGUACGAUCCCAAGGGGGACACGUCCACGCUGGUGGAGGAGGUAGCGGUGGUGCACGAUGUGCCCGACACACCGCUGGCCUUUGCCACGCCGGAGUCUUCCCUCCACGACAAAGGAAAAGGCAGGUAGACUGGAAGUUGUGGUCAAUAAUACCAUACCACAUCAGGCGGCUUCCCUUUGGCGUUGGAGAGGGAAGCGCGCCUAUGGUUCCAUGCUUGUCGAUCUCUAUUGCCGGCCUGUUAGUUCAGCCUUUUCGUCCAUACAUAGUGGAGUAUGCGAUGAGCACGGAGUGUUGACGAUAGUGUAAUGAGGAACAGCAUCAGUGUACGCAGGUAGAAGAGGAUGAUACAUGUCAGCAUCAUGCUCUGCUCUCUUCACUUGUACCACAACCUCACAAAACAUUUCCUUGUUACAGAAGUGUACGCAAUGAACUUUGUCGUCGCAAAAAGAAACCCUCGUUAUAUUUUGGCUA
Musa acuminata subsp. malaccensis (wild Malaysian banana) is the source of this 2851-nucleotide messenger RNA. Its product is annotated as cation/H(+) antiporter 19. Gene Ontology annotation, biological process: regulation of pH; proton transmembrane transport. Gene Ontology annotation, molecular function: antiporter activity. The record is from RefSeq and is a predicted model, not a curated record. Gene Ontology annotation, cellular component: endomembrane system; membrane. Lineage: Eukaryota; Viridiplantae; Streptophyta; Magnoliopsida; Zingiberales; Musaceae.